ACGCACGCACGCACGCACAGCGACAAGCGGGCGGAGGAGGAGGGAGAGGUUGGAAGCGCCACGCCCAGUCAGGAGGGUUACGCGUCCCUCGUGCGACCGCCAAGAUGGUGGUGGGUGCGUUCCCCAUGGCGAAGCUGCUAUACUUGGGCAUCCGGCAGAUCAGCAAGCCGCUUGCCAACCGCAUUAAGGCGGGCGCCCGCCGAAGCGAGUUCUUCAAGACCUAUGUCUGCCUCCCGCCGGCUCAGCUGUACCACUGGGUGGAGAUGCGGACCAAGAUGCGCAUCAUGGGCUUCCGGGGCACAGCCAUCAAGCCGCUGAACGAGGAGGCGGCCGCCGAGCUGGGCGCCGAGCUCCUGGGCGAGGCCACCAUCUUCCUCGUGGGCGGCGCCUGCAUGUGCGACGAGGUGGGCCGCCUGGCGCUGGCGCUCGAGGCGCUGCAGGCGCAGGUGCAGGCGCAGGAGGCGCCGAGAGCCCUGGAGGAGCUGCAGGCGCAGAUGCAAGAGGUGCGCGCUGAACUCUACACCCGGGACGCGGAGGCGCGGUCCAAGUCCACGUCCAAGUCCGAGAAAUAGGCUGCUGAAACCUGAACUCGGAUGUGGCCAUGUGCGCCCUAAUGUGCUGGCCCAGCGGAAGCCACUGAGAUUUUGAUGAACUUGGCUGUUGGUCACCCCCUGCUGACCAGCGGUAGUACCUUGCACUGGGACUGUGAAGCGUUCCAACAUAGCCCCCUCCUUGGCUCAUUGGUACAGCCCGCAGUGCUCACCUCUCCACCCCAUCCCAAACCUCACCGGCCUUCCAGGUCCCAGCCAGCAGGGAGACAUGCUCACUCCUCUGGCAGAAGGAAAACAUGGAACCUGGACCUCAGCUGAGCAGCCUGUCAAGCUCCCCAUUUGCCUGGUCAGUGCUACCUUCCCUGGGACACUCGGCCAUUACACGGAACACCCCCUUCUUUUGAUCAGUUGAUCCAGACCAUUGUAAGGAAUGCAGUGUCUUUCCCUGGACUUCUGUCCCCCUUAAGAGGGGGAAAGGAUCCUGGCUUGCAAUUGAUCCACCGAAUAUCUUUCCUAACCUGAUCUGUGAGACCUCCUGAGUCCUCAAGUGGAAUACUCCAACAGAGCCCUCUCCUUCAGUCUGUGGCACCACCCACUGGAAUGGCUGGUCUUCUCAGGCAGUGCCCUCCCAACCCCCCUGACGUGGUGGACUUUGAUUUUUCCCAGGGCUAAUCAACUUGCCUUUCAGCCUCAGCUUCCUGUUAUCUGUAGCCAGAUUCCCCGGGCCUUUCCUGGCUGCCCCUUCCUACCUUCCCCAGGGCCAUGGAUUAGAUGAUCACAUCCCCCAUGUUGCCUUUAAAUGCUGAUCUGUGGGCUCCUGCCCCCUCCCCUGGGGCUCCAGACUGGUCCAGUAGUCCCUCUUCAUGCACUGGUACCUCCUGCCUCCAUAGCCCCAAGUGCCACCUCCAUCUCCCUGGUGUGGGCCCCUAGUUGGUUUUGCCUUCUUUAGUCGUUUCCUAGGGCAGCCUAACAAAUUACCAUAAAUUUGGUGGCUUAGGACAACCAGAAUUUAUUCUCUCCAGUCCUAGAGGCCACAGAUCCAAAGUCAGCUGUUGGCACUGCCUCCGAAGGCUCUAGUGGGGGAUCCUUGUCUCUUCCAGCUUCUGGUGUCUCCAGGCUCCUUGGCUUGCGGCUGCAUUCCCUCCAGUCUCCGCCUCCAUCCUCACGUGGCCUUCUCUUCUGUCUCUUAUAAAGACACCUGUCCAUUGGAUUUAGGGCCACCCUAACUCUAGGAAAGACCCUUUUCCCAAAUAAGCUCACAUUCACAAGUUCCAUCACCUCGCUCCACCUCCCCACCCCAAGAGUGUGCUGGGACUCCUGCCGACCCCAUGGGACAUUUGACCUUCCCCACAUGCGAGAGGAACAGUCCAAGGAGAGCUCCUAUUUUUCAGACUGUAGGUGUUUCCUAAUUAAAGGACUGAGAACCAUUAUAUGGAUCUCCAAAAUGGGUACAAAGCUCAUUAAAAUUAGGAGAGAAGCUGAGAGAUCUGAUGGGGGUGAGAGUCAUCCUAUGAACGGUCCCAGAUGGGGAAACUGAGGCUUGGGAAGCCAAGGGACUUGCCCAGGACCAUGAAGCCCAUGAGGGAUGGGAGCCAGUGGCACUGGGAGGGAAACGGGAGCCCAGGUGACCCUGGGUGCAGGGUGCUUGAGGGAACAGGUGGGGAGCAAGAAGGGAGAUGAGGGGGAGGCAGGUCACUGGGGGGAGGGGUGGGAAUCUCCACAGAGGUCCCAGAGCGGUGCUGAGAGUGGGUGGUCCUCCAUCCCCAAUCACAGCCACCCAAGACCUUGGCAUUCAGUGAAUGGGCGUAGUCAUAGACCAGGAAAUGGGUGGGGCAGGUUUUCUUCCACUUCCCCCAGGUGGUUAAAAACACCUGGCCACAAGACCUGGUAGAAACCCGGUAAACUGGGUUAGUGUAACAUCAAUUCUUCGUAGAAGAAAGGGAGAGUCUGGUGUAGAGGGCGAGGAGAUGGGUCAUGGGUGGGGUGUUCUACAGUAGGAGUGACCCAAGUGGGUUAAAUGAUGAGAGGAAGAAGGCAAGAGAUACCAGUGCAUGGAAGGGUGGUGGACCGAGGAGCCAGGUGGGCAGGCUCAGUGCCUGGUUUCCAUGGUUACCCCUGAGAGGAUUCACUCUGGCCCUGUCACAUCUCUGGAGGACCAGUUGCUGGACGUCAGGGAUCUUGACUGCGAACCCCUCCCCCAUCAUGUUAAUAAACAGCAGUCAGGUGGAAUCCUUUGAGCUCUGGGUGGGUGUCAGGCACUGUUCUAAGUGCU
Molecule: messenger RNA, 2823 nt
Organism: Myotis davidii
Lineage: Eukaryota; Metazoa; Chordata; Mammalia; Chiroptera; Vespertilionidae
Gene: OPA3
Product: optic atrophy 3 (autosomal recessive, with chorea and spastic paraplegia)
Exons: 3
Coding region: 105-572 (155 amino acids)
Biological process (GO): regulation of lipid metabolic process
Cellular component (GO): mitochondrion
Source: RefSeq, a predicted model, not a curated record